AUGACCUGCCCAACUGUCGGGUCGCUGAAAGACGGCAUCAACUUCAAGAAGAGCCCUGUGGAUGGGAAGUGCUACAUCAUCUACAAGAGCAGCGAGGGUCAGCUGCGAGCAUGCAGGAACCAGUGCAAGCACCAAGGAGGCGUCUUCAUCAAGGACAUCGAGGACAUGGAUGGCAGGACGGUCCGCUGUACUAACUGGAAACUCAACAUGGAGACCAUGCAGUACGUCAACCCCCCUGACAGCUUCAUGCAGGAUGAACUCGAGGUUGUGUGGGCAGACGACCCUGAUGGUGGUCUGGACCUUAUGGAGCUGAAUCCUCCUGACCCCUGGCUCACAGACCCCAUGGAGGCCCAGGAGCUGCAGCCCGGUGAAGUGACCUUGAAGUAUCUCACUCAUGCGUGCAUGGAGCUGAAGUUGGGUGAGCGGAAGAUGAUGUUUGACCCCUGGCUGACGGGCCCAGCGUUCGCUGGUGGCUGGUGGCUGCUGCAUGAGCCUCCGCCCGACUCCCUGGACAGGCUCUGCAAGGCUGACCUCAUCUACAUCAGCCACAUGCACUCAGACCACCUCAGUUACCCGACACUAAAGACCCUAUCUGAAAAGCGACCUGACCUACCAAUAUACGUGGGAGACACUUCUCGACCAGUGUUUUGGUAUCUGAAAAACAGCGGGCUGAACCUUACCAACAUCAUUGUGGUUGCUUUUGGUGUCUGGCAAAAUGUAGACAAACACCUCAGAUUCAUGAUUCUAAUGGAUGGUGUCCAUCCUGAAAUGGACACUUGUAUAAUUGUUGAAUAUAAAGGUCACAUGAUCUUGAACACGGUGGACUGCACACGGCCCAAUGGGGGUCGUCUGCCUCAUGGGGUGGACCUGAUGAUGAGUGACUUUGCUGGUGGAGCCUCUGGGUUUCCCAUGACCUUCUAUGGAGGGAAGUACACUGAGAGCUGGAAGGCGGACUUCAUCCGGACAGAGAGGAGGAAGCUGCUCCAUUAUAAGGCCCAGCUGGUGAAGUCACUGCAGCCCAAGAUCUACUGCGCAUUCGCAGGCUACUUCACAGAGGCACAUCCCUCUGACAAAUACAUUAAGGAGACCAACAUCAAAAACAGGCCAGAGGAUCUCAACGCUCAGAUCAGGAAGAGCAGUCCUGACAUCCUCACCUGGACUCCCAAACCUGGGGCUGUGCUGGAUCUGGGUGAAGCGCUGAAACACCCCUCCACUGGGAGUGCCAUAACAGACCCACCAGCUGGAACUAAGGUGUUUAAGGAAAGCUGGGAGUUGGACUUGUACGUGAGAGAGCUCAACGCUGCUAUUGGUGAUGACAUUUUUAAGCACAGAAGCUGGAUCCCAUUUUACUACAACUGGGCAGGCUUUAAAGACUACAACCUUGUCAUUCGGGUGAUUGAAACGGAUAACGAUUUUAACCCUGUGCCUGGGGCCUAUGACUAUUUGGUGGACUUUCUGGAUUUGUCUUUCCCCUCCAAGCGCCCAAACAGGGAACACUCUUACCUAGAGAUGAAGAACAGGGUGGGAGUGAUGAGGAACGUGGUAAAAACCGGUCUGUUGUGGGACGAUCUGUACAUCGGUUUCCAGAACCGACUCAGCAGAGAUCCUGAUGUUUAUCACCACAGAUUUUGGAACCACUUCCAGGCAUGCUUGCCAAUCUCCAGUCCUCAUUGGGCCUCCUUCCUUCAGCAGACUCUGGAUGCAAAUGAUCCUGAGGGUUCCACUUGUGUGAUGUCGUGAUGACCUCGGGGACUGCUUCCUGACAACUAAAGAUUGUAUAAUUCUAUUUCAUUCUAACAGGGGAGCUACACCAGGCGCGUAACUGAUGUUCCGUUCGUGACGCGUAUGCUGCAGCAGUUAAUAAUCACUAUAAUCAAUGGAAUGAAUUUUACGCGUUGUGAACAGAGUGCUUCAGUUACGCACUUGGGCCCGUAUUCACAAAGCAUUUUAUCUUACCACUAAGAGUACUCCUAAAUCGCGCUAGAAGAUUUUAGUUAGGAGUUUUCCCUUAAAAGUUAUUCACAAAGCCUUUCAGACCUACUUUUAGUAAGGAGAAACGCCCACUCCUAAACUAAAAGUGAGUCUUCCUUGCUAUGGUUGACGUCAUUACUCAUGCACGAGCUUGAUGAAAGUGACCACCUUGAUUGGCUGGUGAUUAUAACGCGGGAAUGAUGGCAAAAACCUCCCCUACGAUGACGAGUUGAGUGACAGGUGUCAGGUCUUAGCUGGUGAGAAUGCGUGCGCUAUGUCGGACUGUGAAGGAUGGAAGAUGAUGAAUAAAUGGGUAUAGCCUAAAUUAAUAAAGAGUAGGCUAAAGCAAAUAGCCUAGGAGCAUAAUGAAACAUGGACUGCGCAGUAGCAUUUGCAACAUGGUUUAAAUGAAUCUGUAUGAAAGCACGUAGCCUACAUUCGCGAAGAGGAUAAACAAUUUCAUUUAAUUUAGCCCUACAACGACACGUUACAUUUAGUUUACAUGCAGUGGUGGUUUUUUGAUUGUCGGUGGUGGCGUUAUUGCAUCUCUUAGUUGCAAUGCACAAUGAUUCCCUCGCAUGACAGCUCCUGUAACCGCAUGGUCAUUUCACUACAUCGCGACGUGAAAUGCCACUAAAAGCGGUUUGUGAAUAGGUCUUACUGAGUUAGGAGUCCUCUCGACUUCUUUUAAGCUGUCCUAGACUUAGGAGCUACUUUUAGGCUUAAAAUGCUUUGUGAAUUACUUUUAGUGAGAAAAAUUAGGAGUCCUAAAGUUAGGAGUGACAUGCCCAUUAUUAUGACCGCCGCUAGCAUAGCUAGCGAAGCGGUCAUAUAGUUGUUGUCAAAGUUUUUUUUUUUUUUUCGUCAUUUUUUGGUCAACGAUUCCCGGGACACCGUAACACCGGGGCACAUGAAACUUGGUGGGCAUGUAGCCCCAGUAGACUUGUGCGGAAAAAUUUCGUUUCGUCCCCGGGGGUCACUCCCCCCCCGCGCUGCCCCCGCCCGAAGCCCAAAAAUUGCAGUUUUUCCUACAUAACUACCUGAACCGUGGCACCGAGGAUGACAAAUUUUUUAUGGUAUGUUGGUCUCAAGAGCUCGGAUCAACUUAGCUUAUAACCAGUCAUUUGUGAUUUGCGACCCCAUGGUAAAAAUUGAAAAUGUAAUGUAAUAUUGCUUUAAUUGCCCCUAUCUUCAGAUGAGAUGCUAUGAACUGCACCAAAUUUCAUGUGUAUGAUUAACCUGGCACCCUCUGGGAGUAUGCCAAGUUUUGUGGAAUUUCAUCCAUGGGGGGCUAUAAUACAUGUAUUUAUGUGUGCAUUUAGUGAAUGGUCCCUCAACGUGGCUGUUCUACACUGAAGCCUAGAAUGGCCUGUGCCCCAUGUAGCUGUGUCACUGGCCACCCCCGUGGCUACCCUGUGCUUACCAAAUAAAACAAUUAUGUAUUUAUUACGAUUUUAUAUGAGAACGUCAAAAGCAGAACUAAUGCAACAACGUUCAAACACUGCAGCCUGCUGCCACUGGUGUGUGGCGCUGGCGCUGCUCAGUGAGUGAUAGAUCAGAUCAGAGAGAAGAAGACAAACGAAGAAGAUGGAGUUAUGA
Sardina pilchardus (European sardine) is the source of this 3570-nucleotide messenger RNA. Its product is annotated as cytidine monophosphate-N-acetylneuraminic acid hydroxylase-like. Lineage: Eukaryota; Metazoa; Chordata; Actinopteri; Clupeiformes; Clupeidae. Gene Ontology annotation, biological process: CMP-N-acetylneuraminate metabolic process. The record is from RefSeq and is a predicted model, not a curated record. The transcript is spliced from 15 exons. Gene Ontology annotation, cellular component: cytoplasm. Gene Ontology annotation, molecular function: CMP-N-acetylneuraminate monooxygenase activity; 2 iron, 2 sulfur cluster binding. The coding region runs from base 1 to 1740 and encodes 579 amino acids.